Molecule: messenger RNA, 1335 nt
Organism: Scatophagus argus
Lineage: Eukaryota; Metazoa; Chordata; Actinopteri; Scatophagidae
Product: hepatitis A virus cellular receptor 1-like
Exons: 7
Coding region: 301-1053 (250 amino acids)
Source: RefSeq, a predicted model, not a curated record
UCAGCUGCAUUAAGGCAUCAUGAUCUGAUAAUACCAAAUAUCCUGCACUUGUAGGUUUGGUACUUUGUUCUGAUGCUCAUGUGGUUAGACUUGCAGGACUUGUGACAGAGUACUUCUACACUGUAGUACUGCUACUCGUCCUUCGGUGAAGUCUUCCUCCACGACUGCUGUUUGUCCAGUUUGUUGUUUGCAAACGUCUGUCUGUGUCUAUAAAUGUCAGGAAAAGAGAAGUGAGUCGUGUGUCUGACUCGUCCUCUCUUCCUGUCCGUCCGUCUGUCCCUCUGGAGGAAACACAUCAACAUGCUGUCUCUCCUUCUUCACAGCUUCACGUGCGUCUGCUUCCUCACAGCCCGUGUGUCAGCUGUCACCACGGAGACGGUGGUGGGCGUGGCCGGGAGGAAGGUGACGCUGCCGUGCCGUUUGGAGGCAGCAAGUCAGGAAGGAGUGGAGGUGUGCUGGGGGAGAGGAGAACCAUCACUGUUCACCUGCCACAACACGGUGAUCAACACAGCUGGAGAUCAGGUCACCUACAGGAAGUCAUACAGGUACUCUGUGUCCUCCUCCUCCUCCUCCUCCUCCUCCUCUACUCUGUCCAUCUUUAAGUCUGGACCAGCAGACUCUGGUUUCUAUCACUGCAGGGUUCAGCUGCCCGGUCUGUUCAACGACCAAACAUCCAUCGUUCACCUCAUCAUCAUAACCCCUCGCUCAGUGCUCUUCGGCUCUGCAGCAACAGAGACCUCGGAGCCUUCAGGCAACAGGGGUGAGGAGAACCUGAACGCGCCACAAACUACGACAGGAUCCAGCAGAGGAAGUGAUGUCACAGGAGACAACAGCACAGGGCCAAUGGUGGCACAGGUUCAGUGGCCUGUGCAGCAGCAGCAGGUAAACAGUCUGCAGAGCUUCAUCGGAAACACACUGAGAGGCUCCUUUACCGUCUUCAUACCUGCACUGCUGCUGACUGCUGCUUACAGAGUCUGGAGGACCAAUCAGAGACCAGAGACUAACAGGAGGCUGAACCAAUCAGAGCAGGAGGCAGAGGACAGCUGUGUGUAGAGACACUCAGUGUUCAGUGUUUAUGUGUCUGUUUCCUGGUUAUUCUCUUACUUUUGGUCCAGCUGGGCCGCCGUACACACCUUCACCACACAUUACAGUGUUACAGUGCAGCAAACUACUUUUACUCAAAUGCUGUACUCAAGCGGUAGUUCUUAUGAUACUCAGUACUUCAGUUCCCCUACAGUUCAGUCCUGCUGGCUUCACUACAUCAUCUGUCAGCUUUGGUUACUUCAGACUGAGGUGCUUAAAGGUCUGACACAGUUACAGUGAACAGCUAUCCAU